AUCACUAACUGGGGUCAAACGGUAGGAGGCGCCAACUCUCAGUCUGGUCACGUUUAUGUGACCCUCCCCCAACCCUCGAACGAGGCAGACAUUCACCGACGUUCUUUCUCAGCGAGCUUACCCGUCGUCGUUAUAGUUGUGCUUUGAAGGAACUUCAUCGUUCGAUCACUUGCAAAUCAACCAAAGACUGAUCCCAAAACACACUGCCGUUCUUCCUGUCCAAAAUGGUGAAGAUAUUUGUUGGCAAUGUAGCUUCAGCAACCACCGAAGACGAGCUCCGUGCUUUGUUUGAGAAGUACGGCGCUGUGUCUGACUGUGACAUUCUGAAAAACUAUGGUUUCGUGCACAUGGAUGAGGAAGAGGCAGCGCAGAAGGCUGUCUCCGCUUUGCACAAGCACGAGGUCAAUGGCUCCCGCAUCACCGUCGAGUAUGCCACCACCAAGGUACGCAAUGCCACCAAGAUCUACGUGGGCAAUGUUCCCGAAGGUGUCACCGCCGCCAAAAUCAAGGAGCUCUUCCAGCCGUUCGGCAAGGUGGUGGAGUGCGAUAUUGUGAAGAAUUAUGCAUUCGUUCACAUGCAGAGGGAAGGCGAGGCUCUGGAGGCCAUUUCAAAGCUUAGCCACUCCAAAUUGGAUGGCCAAAAGAUCUUUGUGUCCCUCUCACGCAGUAACCCAUCCAGAAACGACCGAGGGGAGGACUAUUUUCCUCCUCCACCGCAUCACUAUCCACCUCACCCGCACCACCAUCCUCACUUUGUCCCUCCACGCCAGCCGCCCCGUGACUACUAUCCGCCUCGUGGCCGACUUCCACCCCCUCCUCUCCCACCACCGCCACCCCGCGCCUACUAUGAGCGCGAUGUGUACGAGAGGGAACUUCGCCACGACCCGUACGCCGCCCCAUCCCCGCGAUAUUACGAUCCGGAUCCAUACGACCGCCGCAUUCCGCCCCCUCAGCGGCCGGUCACGCCUCCUCUCGCCAGUCGCUACUACCGAGAGCGCAGCCCUCUUGGUGAUCGCCGCUCUCUCCUGCCCCCCCCUCCCCCUCCCCCCUCUUCUGCCGGCUUUGCCCGGGGUUUCGCCCGCAAUGGCGCUAGCUCUGCACCCCCUCCUCCUCCCGCCGCUCCUUCCUCCCACUAUCAACGCUACUCUCUCGGCUCCGGCUUUGAUAAGGAUGAUUAUUUUGAGGAAAAGUACAGCAAUGGCUACAGCCGUAGCUACUAAGCAUUGAAGUUUGUCCGUCCCAUUAUUUUCGAGGAGCUGAGUAAUCUAAGAGGGGCUUACCAUCAGUGAGUUAGGGGUGAAUUUUUGUAAUAUUCUGUGAUAAUUGUAGCUAUUUUAGAUAACGGGUCAAUCAGCUAAUACUGUACUCAUUUAACUAAUAAAUUUACCUUUGCCCGAUGAAGGAUCAGCAAAUAGGAAGUUAAAUAAACAUGAGUUUUAUAGCAUGUUAUGAUGCAUUAUAUUUGCCAGGCAUAUCGGUUUGACUAUUUUCUUAAAGUAAUUGAACUUUUUUUUUUUUCUUUUUAAAAUAAAAUCAUACACUUUACGUUCAUUUUACUCUGGCAUGCACUUUCGAAAAUUCAAAAGAACGCUUGAAUAUAUAAUUUUUUGUUUUUGCAUUGAUAUUUCAACAUGCAUAGUCUACCCAACAAGAAAUUUGUUGUUGAAUGUUUACCUUUGUUUUCUGAUUGGUAUUUAAGAAUAUUCAAGUGUUUUAGUUUUCACUUUCUUUUGCAUGAGAUGGAGAGUUAAUUUGGAGGGAAUUAGAAUUUAUUAAGGGGCUCCGCAAACAAAUGUAAUACUUUUAAAAAAAAUUUUUUUAUAGUUUAUCAUUUCUUUUUUAAAACAAAUCUCAUCUCUUGAUUACCUUGGUCUAGGCAAAUGAACUUGCUAUGGUGUUGUUAAAAGUAAUGUUGGAUGUUAGAGAGACCAGUGGGAAGGAACAGAGAGGAAAUGGGUAAAGAGGUUGUUUUGGGCGGAACUGUAUGCUAACUGACUGAUCAACCAAUCACAUCCUACCGGCUAACCGAGCACAUCGCAUCUACCAGCCGCUCAACUUUCGGAUCCGCUGCCGCAUCCUAGGAUAAAGCACCACCGGUCAAAGGAAGCGAACGACCGACCAGCUGCCAACCGCCUAAUAAAUUCAAAACAACACGGAAUCAUUAGUGCAAUAUCUACACUGUGUUUCGAAAUCUCGUUGUAUUAGACAAAUAGCAGACUCGGAGAAAGUUUUUAAAGAUUAUAAAGACUUAUUUUGACAUCACAUUAUAAUGGACGUGCUUGUGAUUGAAAAUAUUACUGAAUACUCAA
This is a messenger RNA of Sinocyclocheilus grahami, 2309 nucleotides long. RefSeq names its product RNA-binding protein lark-like. Bases 225 to 1220 code for a protein of 331 amino acids. Gene Ontology annotation, cellular component: nucleus. The record is from RefSeq and is a predicted model, not a curated record. NCBI's taxonomy places the organism in Eukaryota, Metazoa, Chordata, Actinopteri, Cypriniformes, Cyprinidae. Gene Ontology annotation, molecular function: mRNA binding. The transcript is spliced from 2 exons.